AGGAGCCCGGCGGGGCGCCCAGCAGGGUGAGAGGGGGCGCCGGAGCCGCUCCGCAGGGGCGCAGCAUGCCCCCCGGCCCCGGGCCAUGGAGGUCGCUCUGGUGCCCCCGGAGAACGGCGGUGCCAUGACCGUCAGGGGAGGAGAGGAGGUCCGGGCCACAGGGGGGGAGCUCCGCUGCCCCCCGACGGCUGCGCUCAGCGAUGGACUCAAGGAGCCAGCGCCAAGGGAUCGCGGCGGCGCCGGGAGGCGCGCGGGCCCGGGAGGCCGGCCGGUGCCGCCGGUGCCCCAGGAGCUGCCCGGGGCUAGACGGCUGCCUCCGGAGGACGAGGAGGGAGAAGGCGACCCCGCUCUGGGCGUGGCGGAGGGCCAGGUGCUGGGCUCGGGGCCCCUCCAUCACCAGCGCGUCCUCAUCAACAUCUCCGGGCUGCGCUUCGAGACGCAGCUGGGCACCCUGGCGCAGUUCCCCGACACGCUCCUGGGGGACCCCGCCAAGCGCCUGCGCUACUUUGAUCCCCUGAGGAACGAGUACUUCUUCGACCGCAACCGGCCCAGCUUCGACGCCAUCCUCUACUACUACCAGUCGGGGGGCCGGCUGCGGAGGCCGGUCAACGUCUCCCUGGACGUGUUCGCAGACGAGAUCCGCUUCUACCAGUUGGGGGACGAGGCCAUGGAGCGCUUCCGAGAGGACGAGGGCUUCAUCGAGGAGGAGGAGAAGCCCCUGCCCCGCAACGAGUUCCAGCGCCAGGUGUGGCUGAUUUUCGAGUACCCCGAGAGCUCGGGUUCCGCCCGGGGCAUCGCCAUCGUCUCGGUCCUGGUCAUCCUCAUCUCCAUAAUCACCUUCUGCCUGGAGACGCUGCCCGAGUUCAGGGAUGAACGGGAGCUGCUGCGCCAUCCCCCGGUGCCCCAGCAGCCCCCUGAGCCCCACAGGGGGGCCAAUGGCAGCGGGGAGGCAGCGCCACCCUCUGGCCCGACGGCGGCGCCUCUCCUGCCCAGGACCCUGGCGGACCCCUUCUUCAUCGUGGAGACCACGUGCGUCGUCUGGUUCACCUUCGAGCUGCUGGUGCGCUUCUCCGCCUGCCCCAGCAAGGCCGAGUUCUCGCGAAACUUCAUGAACAUCAUCGACGUGGUGGCCAUCUUCCCCUACUUCAUCACGCUGGGCACCGAGCUGGUGGAACAGCGGCCGGGGGGAGGCGGCGGCCAGAACGGGCAGCAGGCCAUGUCCCUGGCCAUCCUCAGAGUGAUCCGCCUGGUCCGGGUGUUCCGCAUCUUCAAGCUGUCCCGCCACUCCAAGGGGCUGCAGAUCCUGGGCAAGACGCUGCAGGCCUCCAUGCGGGAGCUGGGCCUGCUCAUCUUCUUCCUCUUCAUCGGGGUCAUCCUCUUCUCCAGCGCCGUCUACUUCGCGGAGGCCGACAACCAGGAGACCCACUUCUCCAGCAUCCCGGAUGCCUUCUGGUGGGCCGUGGUCACCAUGACCACGGUGGGCUACGGGGACAUGAGGCCUGUCACCGUGGGGGGCAAGAUGGUGGGCUCGCUGUGUGCCAUCGCCGGCGUCCUCACCAUCGCCCUGCCCGUGCCCGUCAUCGUCUCCAACUUCAACUACUUCUACCACCGGGAGACGGAGCAGGAGGAGCAGGCAGCCCUUAAGGAAGAGCAGGGCACCCAGGGCAGCCGGAGCCAGGGGGCAGGGCCGGCCAGCGGAGGCCAGCGGAAGGCCAGCUGGAGCAAGGCGUCCCUCUGCAAGGCUGCGGGGCCCCUGGAGAACGCGGAUGGAUCUCGAAGGGGCAGCUGCCCCCCGGAGAAGUGUAACCUCAAGGCCAAGAGCAGUGUGGAUUUGCGGAGAUCCCUGUAUGCCCUCUGCCUGGACACCAGCCGGGAAACGGAUCUGUAA
Physeter macrocephalus (sperm whale) is the source of this 1888-nucleotide messenger RNA. RefSeq names its product potassium voltage-gated channel subfamily A member 5 (gene KCNA5). Gene Ontology annotation, biological process: potassium ion transmembrane transport; protein homooligomerization. Gene Ontology annotation, molecular function: delayed rectifier potassium channel activity; protein binding. The coding region runs from base 86 to 1888 and encodes 600 amino acids. Lineage: Eukaryota; Metazoa; Chordata; Mammalia; Artiodactyla; Physeteridae. The transcript is spliced from 2 exons. Gene Ontology annotation, cellular component: membrane; intercalated disc; voltage-gated potassium channel complex. The record is from RefSeq and is a predicted model, not a curated record.